AUGGCUGCCGAGGGACGCGGCCCCCGCACCCAGCUCUGGGCCGCGGCGCUGCUCCUGCUCGGUCUGCCGCGCCUUUCGGUGCGGGCGGAUGGGAAGCUUUUUGUGCUGGAGUCUCAGAAUGGCUCUCAGGGCCUCGAACUGGAGGUGGCUCAGCUUUCCUGCAAGAGCAGGGGCGCUCACCUGGUGUCUGCGGAAGAGCUGCGGACGGUGGUCCAGGACUGUGCCUUUGCUGUGUGCACCACCGGCUGGCUGGCAGAUGGCACCCUGGGGACAACCGUGUGUAGCAAGGGGAGUGAUGAACAGCAAAUCAUGAGAGCCAUUGAUGUGAGAAUUGAAAGCAACCCAGCUCCUGGUGCCACGUACAGUGCCCUUUGUAUUAAGGAUGAAGAGAAGCCAUGUGGAGACCCGCCUUCGUUCCCACACACCAUCCUGCAGGGCCGCACGGGCCUGGAGAUGGGGGAUGAGCUGCUGUACGUGUGCGCCCCGGGCCACGUGACGGGCCACCGAGAAACUGCCUUCACCCUGCUGUGUAACAGCUGUGGGGAGUGGUACGGCUUGGUGCAGGCCUGCGGAAAAGAUGUGGCUGAGGCACAUAUUGACUAUGAGGAUAAUUUCCCAGAUGACAGAUCCAUGUCCUUUAGAGAGCUCAUGGAGGACUCCCGGACAGAGGCAGAAGAAGACAGAGGUCCAGGAGAGGCCCCUGAGGAGGUUUCAAAACAGGACCCUCUGGUCUCCAUUUCUGUGGGGAGAGAAAACAUAGCCCAGGAUACAGCCUCUGUGCCAACUACAGGCUUGUCCAUCGUGGGAAGCAGUGUCCCCACAGACUCUCCAGGAACCCAGCUAAACCAGAAGUACUUGUUCUGGUUUCCUGCUGAGAAUUUCCACAAGCCUGGGCUGCAGAAGGAGAUGAAUGAUGGCUCCAAAAAGCAGUUUCUGGCUAGAGACAACCGUAGUAGCCUAACAGCAGCUCCGGGUGAACCUGAAGCCAAGGUGAUCUAUAGCAGCACUCAUGGUCCCUCGGGGCCAUUUCUGGGCAGGACUGACAGCAAGACCGGGGACCCAAUGGUGAGCAGCAGUGAUGAGUCCUGGUUAGAUGGUUACCCUGUGACGGAUGGGGCUUGGAGGAAGAUAGAGGCAGAAGAGGAGGAAGAGGAGGAAGAUGGUGACAAGGGAGAUGCGUCAGUAGGGCUGGAAGAAAGAGUUCCAGUUACUGCUAAUCAGCCCAUUCCUGUCGAAGUUAAGAACCCCAGGAGUACCUCCUUCACACCAAGUGAGGACGUGACCCGUAGUUCAGUUUUUCCAUCUCAAACACUAGAUGUAGAAGCUUUGGCUCUCAGACCCGGAAAUGUGUCUGAAACUGAGGGUCCCAGCACGGGAGAUGGUGACUUGAUCAGGUACCAGUCAACUGUUCCUUGGAGCUUUGCCGCAGAGACGUCUCCCAUGGCCACACUACCCUAUGAACUCCCCAGCUCUACCCUGGGGACAGUGACAACUGCUGUCCAACAGAUGCCAAAUCACAGUCCCUCAACUAUCAUGGCAGCCAGCCAGACUCCAGGGGAAACCAUUGCUCCUGAGGUCCAGGAUGGUUUCCCAUACCUGCUGUCUGAGGACUUCUUGGGACAGGAAAGCCCUGGCCCAGGUGCAAGCGAGGAGCUUCUUCCAACUGUGGAAUCGUGUGUAGGGGAUGGGUGUCCCAGCCUCAGCAGGGGCCCUGUCAUUGCCACCAUUGUCACCAUCCUAUGUCUGCUUCUGCUCCUGGCAGGGGUGGGGGCUGUGUGGGGCCACCGUAAGUGCCAACACAAGAGCUCUGUGUACAAGCUGAACGUUGGCCAGCGGCAAGCUCGGCACUACCACCAGCAGAUUGAGAUGGAGAAGGUCUAG
This is a messenger RNA of Enhydra lutris kenyoni (northern sea otter), 1881 nucleotides long. RefSeq names its product sushi domain containing 5. The record is from RefSeq and is a predicted model, not a curated record. Gene Ontology annotation, molecular function: hyaluronic acid binding. Lineage: Eukaryota; Metazoa; Chordata; Mammalia; Carnivora; Mustelidae. Gene Ontology annotation, biological process: cell adhesion; Notch signaling pathway. The coding region runs from base 1 to 1881 and encodes 626 amino acids. The transcript has 5 exons.